GAUGAUAUAGUCCACUUGCAGGUGUGCUGGGGCUGUCGCUCAAGUCUUAGUUCCUUGUCCCUGAGACAUUCCAUGCAUGGCCCAUGCCGGACCCUGAUAGUCGGGGGCCAAAAUCCACAUGGCGCCGAAAAGCUGAAGUGAGAGAAAGUCACCUCACUUGCAAUUUUAAGACGGAAUUCUGAAGCUGCGGAUAUAAAGUCCGCAACCGCCCAGUAAAUCUGUGUUAUCAUCAUCAUCAUCAUCAUCAUCACUUCAUUCAUCCAACCAUCUCAUCCAAGUCGGACCCCUCACCAUGGCCCUCAAAACCACCCUCAACCUGGCCGUCAUGGCUCUCGCCGGCUCCAGCAUGGCCCAGUCCGUAGACGGAUCUAAAUACGACCACCCUAAUGCGGGCCCUCCGGCCAGCUUCUUCGCUGCGGCCACGACCCUGCCUGUCUCAGCGCUGCAAGCCGCCGCAGCCAAGGCCAGUGUCGUGCCAGCGAAGGCCACUUAUCCAGUGAACACGGACAAAAAUUCUCCCCUGUCGACCAUUCACAGCGACUGGGCGAGCUUCAGCGAGGGUGCCUCUUUCAGCUGGGUCGCUGAUAUGGAUGUCGACUGUGAUGGCAAGGACUAUCACUGCAAGGGAAACGGUGACGGCCAACCGGGCACCAACUGGGGAGCCCUGGCGGCCUACGAGGUACCUUGGAUCGUCAUCCCCGACCACUUCCUCAAGGCCAACGAAAAGGCUUUGCCGGGUAACAACCUCGCUGCUGUGAUCUGCAACGGCAAAAUGUACUACGGUAUCCUGGGUGACUCGAACGGCGACAACCCCGAGGUCACCGGCGAAGCCUCCUGGCUGAUGGCCCGCACUUGCUUCCCUAAUGAGGACCUCGACGGUGCGAAUGGCCACGUCCCUGCUGAUGUGACUUACAUCGUUUUCACCGGAAAGGACGCCGUUGUGCCUAGCAGUGCCUUGAACAACAAUUACAUUACCAACUUUAGCACCCUGCGGUCCAUGGGCGACAAGCUUGUCGGUGCUCUUGCCUCUAAGCUGGGGCUGUCGGGGUCCAGCUCUGGCUCUGGUUCUGGCUCUGGCUCGGGGUCAUCCUCGACCUGCUCCUGGGAGGGACACUGUCAAGGUGCUACAUGCUCCUCCGACAACGACUGCUCCGACGACCUCGUCUGCAGCAGUGGAGUCUGCAGCUCGGGAUCGGUGGCGUCCAAGACCACACUGACGACUAGUGCUGCCACCGCGACAGCCACCUGUUCCUGGGAGGGCCACUGCCAGGGUGCUUCUUGCUCAUCCGACAAUGACUGCUCGGACGCCCUGGUCUGCAAGAGUGGAACCUGCGCUUCCGGCUCGGCGGCUGCUCAGCCGACCUGUUCCUGGAAGGGACACUGCGAAGGUGCUUCCUGCUCCUCGGACAACGACUGCUCCGAUGACUUGGUUUGCAACAGUGGAAGCUGCAGCUCGGCUUGAGGGUCUAGGGUUGGUGCCCGUAGGGGACCUGGUAAGGUGCACGAUGUGUGUCAUGGCCAGCAUAAGGGUUGUACUAUAUGACGGAGAUCGGGGAAUCUAGUGG
Messenger RNA from Aspergillus ibericus CBS 121593, 1565 nucleotides. Its product is annotated as glycoside hydrolase family 75 protein. Gene Ontology annotation, molecular function: chitosanase activity. The record is from RefSeq and is a predicted model, not a curated record. NCBI's taxonomy places the organism in Eukaryota, Fungi, Ascomycota, Eurotiomycetes, Eurotiales, Aspergillaceae. Bases 293 to 1462 code for a protein of 389 amino acids. The transcript has 7 exons.